AUGGAACGAGCUCUGGCACCUUCGUGUGAAGCUUGCACUCGGGCCGUCCUCUCGACUCAUUUUGAAGAUCGAAGUCGCCGGAUUCAAACUUUGCAUAAAGCCAUCCGACGUACUGUUUCGUCGUCGUUAGGGCAUCCUCUCCAAAAGACCGAACGUGAUUUCCGAACGGCCUGUCUGCGUGCUUCCACGGCUGAACUACGUACUCCGCAAAGGACAACAGCGCAUCGAAUUUGGAACUUUCCACUGGUCCGUUACAAAACCUUUCUAAAAAAGUCAGAUUCCACGGCAGCCGGAGGUCCACCGAAGGUAUCUGCCAUUGGGAUUGUUUCUAAUCUUGUUUCAUUUCUUGUAAUGCUCCGUCAUCGAACAUUUAAAAGCUCGUUUGGACUACUUGGCACUUGCUAUGCUCUGACAAACGCAUUCAUUCUGAUAAUUUUUGCUGUAUGGGCUGCUCCGUGGACAAUUUGGUAA
Cooperia oncophora is the source of this 471-nucleotide messenger RNA. NCBI's taxonomy places the organism in Eukaryota, Metazoa, Nematoda, Chromadorea, Rhabditida, Trichostrongylidae. The record is from the annotation of a GenBank genome assembly.